AUGGUUCAUAUUUUUAUAGAUUUACAUACGCAUACAGCAGGACCAACCCAGGAUAAUAAGGCGAUCAAUGCCGCUCGUCCUCAUCCGAAUGCGAAUCCUGCCUGCGUUGGUCGCACGUCCGUCCCGUCCGAGCGUGCAUUGUCCCCGUUCACCCUCCGUUCUUCAACUGACCCAUCCCUCUCCGUUAGGUAUAAAAGCGGCUUGUCUUUCCGCUCUUCGUCCCGCAGCCCAAGCCAGGGAAUAGCGCGCCCCGGCUCUCGCUCUCACCGCCAGCCGACACGUCCUCUGGACCCAUUCUUCCAAGACACGCCCAUUGCGAACUACGACUCGGACGUGCCCGCCCGGGAGGGUUUAAGUCCCACAUAG
Sparassis crispa is the source of this 366-nucleotide messenger RNA. RefSeq lists its product as hypothetical. The record is from RefSeq and is a predicted model, not a curated record. NCBI's taxonomy places the organism in Eukaryota, Fungi, Basidiomycota, Agaricomycetes, Polyporales, Sparassidaceae. Bases 1 to 366 code for a protein of 121 amino acids. The transcript has a single exon.